AUGUGCCGACUGACGUGCGUGAUCACCAGCGGCCAGCCGCUGCUUCUGGCGGAUAUUUUGACGCGUCCUCGAAUGGGCAUUAUUCACCAGUCCUUCAACUGCAAGGAACGCCUUCCUCACCGUACUAUCCGCCAAGCCUAUCAUCAAGCUUCCCUCAAUGGCGACGGCUUCGGAGUGGGGUGGUACUCCUCCCCGUCUUCUUAUGCCCCUCCUGUUGCCUACGACGACGAGGAGUCGUGUUUCGACUCGCAGGCCUACGAGGACUGCUCGCGAGAGACCAACUUCCCGGCUUCCGCGAACUCAGCCUGUUUGAACGACGACAGGAGCGUGGAGCGAAAUGGAAAGAGAGAUCGGGGAGGCGAACCCCACCCUCACCACUCUCCUGCGUCGCUUGCGGAUGCAGAGCCCUGCGUCUUCACUUCUCUGAAGCCUGCAUGGGCAGAUCGCAACCUCUUCAUUCUCGCGGAGAAGAUUGCCAGUCGACUCAUAUUUGCUCACGUCAGAGCCGCGAGCACAAACUUGAGCGGAAGCUGCGCCGGCGCUGCGGCGAAGGCCAUCAGCGCGGGCGACCACUCAGACAACGGCGGUUUGCCUCUCUGGGCCACGUGCAGCAGCAGCGUCAGUACUGAGCUUUGCUGCCACCCUUUCCGCUGCGGGCGGUUUCUCUUCAUGCACAAUGGAGGCAUCGGCGACUUUGAGAUGAUCCGAAGGCCGCUGUUGUCGCUGCUCCCUGACCCUUUCUUCACGUACGCAAUCACGAACAGCAGCAUCGACAGCGUCUGCUUGUUUGCGCUCUUCCUCUCGCUGUUGCCGCACUCCCCGUUGGAGCCUUCGACGCCCGCGACGAUGCGCAACGCAGUGGAGCAAAUGAUCAACGUGACGUGCUGCCUCCUCGAAAAGCACAAGAGCACCUCCAUCACUCUCUUGAACGUCGUUGUCACUGACGGCGCAUGCGUGGUGGCGACGAAAUUCGUCACUGGCGGCUGCGGCGAGAGAACCUGCGACCGCGAACGCACGCCCCACUCGCCUGGUUCCAAGGGCGAGGGACGCAGGAGGCCCUUGUCUCCGCUCUCUCCGGCACCGCGGCCGAAAGACAAGUUGCCUGCGGUGUACUCGCAGUGGUACAAGGCGAUGCUCGAGGCGACCGAAGAAGGCAGUGACCAGGAAGACUCUCCACAGUUCGAAGAAGAUGGAUCCCAAGCCGCGAGUCUCUACUUUGCGACCGGCACGCGGUGGCAGCAACAGGGAGCAGACCCCGAGAGUUUCGUCAUGACUCACUCGGAUAAACGGACCGACAUUUGCAUUGUGACGAGCGAGCCGUUGACGGCGAAUCCCGACGACUGGAUGGCAGUCCCGCGGAACCACUUGGUCCUCAUCACGCCGGCGAUCGAUCUCAUGCUUCACCCGAUCACGGUGUCGCUCACGAUGCCGUCUUUCUUUUUCACUUCGUCUCCUUCCCGCAGUCUCUCUCCGUUUUCGACAGUGCUCCACCAGACGUCGCCACGCGGCCGUGGCAUAACGGUGAACACUGGAACCCCGGCUCUCGGGUCUCGAUUUGCGUCUCCGUGGCAAAAUCCGCGGGAGGGGCCCGUGGAGAAGCACAAUGUGGAGGGCGGGGCGGCAGGCGUCGUGUCCGCGCGCAGCGCGCAGCCCCUGUGCAGGGCGGCUUCGCCCGAGGUCCCGGCGUGCGUGCUGUCGCCCCGCAGGAGGCCUGACGGAGCGAAGACGCUUCCCACGCGCUUCUCGUUAUUCACGACGGAAAGCACAGACGCAAGAGUCAGUUUGGUCUCGUCUGUCCCGAGCCCCGCGCAGAGUUUCCCUCACGCCGAGUGCGCCCUCCCCGGGACGCCUGUGUCCCCGGCGGCGCGACCGGGUGAGGAGCUGCGCCAGGCCGCGGGGCACACGGACGCGGGAGGCGUCGCCACCGCGAUGAAGGCCCAAACGGACGAGUGUGCGGCAAGAGAGGAGGCGUUGGAGAUCAGAGGCACAGACAAGAGAGAAGAGGCGUUGGAGAUCAGAGUCACAGACAAGAGAGGAGAGGCGUUGGAGAUCAGAGUCACAGACAAGAGGCAAGAGGCGUUGGAGACCAAGAUCUCGGCCAAGAGAGAAGACGGUUCGCCGCGUUUCGCCGGAGAGCUGGCGUCCACUGGACACGGGGCUCUCUGGGAAUCGCAACGGCCAGGACUAGUGUCGAGUCGAGGACUGGAGGCAUUCGCGUGUGGCGUUCCGCUUCGCGUGUGCGAGGUUCCCGAGACCGGCAGAGACGACUGUUUCUCUGAUUCGUCUCCGUCGGCGGCUUCGCCCCACGCUGCAGGUGCGCCGCAAGGUGCGUGGUCAGGGAGUUUUACUCUGUCUCCAGCGCUGCCUCCCCCCGCCGUCGCGCUCUUCCCAGGGACAGCGCCCUUCUGCCCCAGCGUCGAGGGCGGGGAAGAGAAGCCCGCAUCGCAUCGGCUGCUGUCGCCGUUGGCGCCGUCGCGGGGUCUUUCUCUGCCGCCCUUUUUCGCGUGUUCGUCACCCCUUGUCUCGCUCUACUCGCCCUCCCCGUCGGCCUUCCCGUCCACCUUCUACCAUCUGGUACACACUUUGCGUGUGAGCCGCAGCGCCAUUCUGAGCAUGACGGCCGUGACUGUCCGGUUCCUCCUCGACACUUCCCGCUGCUCUUGUGCGCUGUCGUCCUUCUCGUCCCUGGCGAGUGGGGACGAAAGCGAGGCGUUUGAGCCUGACGAUCUGCUCCUGCGCCCCGGCGCGUCUCUGGGGACACCUGUGGGGCGAGCGCUGAGCUCCGCCUCGAGACACACGCAGGCGCGGUACGUGCAGCAGUCGAAGGGCCUUUACCUGACCUGUCGCUUCCUGAUUGCAGGGAGGCAAGACGGCAGCAUCACCGUCGUGGAGACGCCCUCUGCCUGUCUCUCGCGACGCCGGUGCUUCCAAGCCCACACCGGCGGCGUGCUCAGUUUAACUGCGUUUGCAGUGACGCCCGGGGGGCGGGCGGAUCCCGCGAGCGAGGCGAAGAGAACCGCGGCAGAGCCCUCCACAGGCGAGGACGCGUGGGGACGCGACGCGCAGGCUCGCGAGAACGGGGCGGGGCUAGCGACGCAAGUGGAAGGGGGGAAAGGCAGGGAGCAGUCGACACCCGUUUCCGAUGAAGAGGCAGGCAGCGGAUGCACGUGCUGCCGUCGCCAACUGCCGAAAAUUUACCUCGUCAGUGGAAGCAGCGACACGUCCGUCGCGCUGUGGGAUAUUUCCUCGCUGGUGCUCUCCUCGGCUGCGGCGUCGGCCGCCGCGGCCGUCGCAGCGCCGCCUUUUGCUCUGCCGCAAGGUGAAGACGAGAAGACUCGCGAGUCGGGGCGCGAAGGCGAAGCCGGUCGGGACAUCCGGCGCGAAUCCCAUCAAAUCGAAGACGUCGAGAUGGAGCUAGACGCGAACGCCCUGCUCGCCCUCCGCAUCCGCCUGAGACCCCACCAGGGAGACGUCCUCUCGGUCUCGGGCUUCCCAGCUGAGGCUCAGUCGAACGAGGAGGGGGACGAAGGAGAGGAAGGCUGCGGCACGCGAGAAGAAAGGCAGUCUCGUCGGGGAAAGGGUGGGCGUCGACGAAGCGAGGAGGCGGGUGGGAGGGGCGAGGCGAGAGGCUGCGAGGUCGCGCCUCGAGGCGCGAAACGGAUCUUUGGAGACAGGCGUCUCCCGCUGGACUCGGGAGCAGGAUGCGUGUACACCUACUACCACUGUUCGCGUUGCUGCGAUUUGUGGGGACGACGGCCGACGCGCUCGUCCCGGAAGGGCUCAGAAAGCAAGAUCCUGCGGUCGGAGGGGGCGUCGGGGCCUCUGUCCUUUUCGCCACCGUCCCUGCUCGCCCCGCCCGAGCUCUCGCCCCUUUCUUCAGGGCGGCCGUCGCCGCCUGGGCUUGACGUCUCGCCGAUCUUCGCCUCGGCGUUCUCAGCGCCGUCGCUGCUCUUUCUGGGUUUCCAGUCGACAAAGGUCGGGGUGAUGUCGAUUCCUUCUCUGCUGAGGUACAUUGCGUAUGUGGACGCGUUCCUCGUGUUUCUGGACCGGCUCCUGUUGGCGUCUUCCCUGGGCUCGGCGUCCGGUGCGUCCUCCGCCGCGUCUUCGAGGUCUUCGUCGGCUGUGGGGCGCGCCACGCCGUCUGCGGAGACUCCCGACGAGGCGGGCCUUCACCACAUUCGUCUGCGCCACGAAGAAGAAGGCAAGAAAAUCUUUGCACUCGCGGCCGCACUGCUGAGAGAGGUGGUCCUCGUGGACACAAAGGACCACGUCUGCUACCCGCGGAAGAAGCCGAAACGCGGGGCGCGACAUCCCGGCCACCCUUGCUGUUUCUCCGGCGGCGUGUUUGCAUGCAAAGCUCCGGAUAACCUCGACGUCUUCCCCCUGAUCAACGCGUCCCUCCAGGACGAGCUGCAACGCUCCCUCAGACGAUAUCGGAACCUGUCCCUACUCGAGUCCUUCGCAGAGAUGCGGUCGUUCGAGGAGAGUGCUGCUGGCGACAGGAGACAGGAAGAGGUCCACCCCACAGUCGACAAACGGGCAGAGAACGAGCAGGCCGAGGGCGAGGCCAGUCAUGGGCACCGCGGCGAAGAACCAGUAGGAGAGAGUCGCGUUUUCUCCAAGGCAGCUGCGUCGCGGAGGCGCUCCGCGUGUCCCCCGGUCGUUCGCGAGACUGCGCCAGGCCUGCUGCUCGCCCGGACCCUCAGCGAGACGCUGUCUCCGCAGCCGUGUACGCUGUUUGCCCUCUCAAAGGCGUCGUGCUGCGGAGACAGGUUGGACGAAACCGGGAAGGGCGAGCGCGAGACAGAAACGCCUAGCGUCCCGCUGUUUCCUCUGCAGGCCCUUGGCUGCUCCCUGCUCAGCAGCCGCGACCUGCGUCUCGAGUGUCGGUUCCUGCCGUUUGCAUUGGAAGCCUCGGGGUGCUCGCCGCACUCGCAAUGCGGCCGCGACCGGAGCAAGCUGACACGCGCGCACCGCCCUCAAGAGGACGACGAGAGAGAGGUGGAGGGGUCAGGUCGACGCCAUCUCUUCGGCGGGAGCAGCUGGUCUUCGCUUCCAGGCACCCCUGAGCGCGGCAAGCGCUCGCCGUCGACCGCCUGCUUGUCGCCGCCUGCCUCGCCGACGUCUGCGGCCUCGAGAGGAGGCUUCUGCCACGCGGGGGCGUUUUCAAGUGUGUCGGCCAUCUGCGCGUCGUCGCAGCUGGUGGGGAUGGUGGAGCCUCAGAGUCCGGCGCCGGACGGCGGCAGAUCGGGGGGGGACCAGGGACUAGGAGACAGGGGUGCCUCCCCGAACGGAGACAAGCACGGAGACAGCUCUCGAGGUCGUGAAGUGAGAGCUGCUGCGCCAGAAGAGCCUUGUGCGUCACCACAGGAAGCGGUCGCAUCGUCCCCCGGGCGAGAAGGCUCUCGAAGGCAGGACCGAGAAACCGACCAAAGGCAAGACAGGGAACCGAAGAGAGAAACGGGGGUGGCGAUGGCGUCGUGCAUGCGGUCGUCUCCGCCGGAGUCUUCGCCCCUCGCUGCCCUCCCGGGGGCAGCUGACCCGCCGGGGCACGUCGGCUUCGUGGAGUGCGUGGUCGCCUGCGGGCCCUACCUCUGUUCGGGCGGCGGAGACGGGCGCGUGGUCGUUUGGGCUCCAAAGACGGGGACAGUCCGGGGCGAGCUGCGGGGACACCGCGGCGGCGUCCUGUGUCUCUCGUUCUACGCGGGGGAAACAGAUCCCGGGUAUGGCUGUGCGCGGCAGAGCCGCCGCAGGGCGCACCUUCCAGGCGGCGCGGCGCAGGAGGCCGAAGGCUCCGCGUUUAAGGCGGGGAGUCUCUCGGAGACACUGUCCCCUUUGUCGAGCGAAGAGUCGGCGCCGCGGCGGGUCCGAUCUGCGCGUUUCGGGCCCGCCGCAGGUCGCCGUUCCGCAGGUGUCUGGGGGCACGAGGCGGACGUGGAGACCGAAGGUUUGUUGUUUUCUGGAAGUCGCGACAAAACGAUUCGCGUGUGGCGGAUCGACGACAUGGUAUGUGUGCAUGCACUCCUCCAACACAGCGCGGAAGUUCUCUCGCUCACGUCCAGCUGUGCGCACGGGUUAUUGGUUAGCGGGGCAGCGAAUGGCGAGAUCUUCGUGUGGUGCGUGGAAACCCUGGAGGUCGUCCACGCCCUCGGCACGGCCUGUCUAGGCAACACCCAUCGUCCCUUGCUGUCCCCGAGCAUGUUCUCCUUCCGGCAAGCCUUCGGCCCAGACGGCGACGCACCCCCGCAUGCAGAACCAAAGCAGUCUCCAGCCCUCGCCCGAAGCGGCCAGGGCGUGGCUGUCACGGCGCUGCUGCUGGUGGGGCGGACGGCUGCGGCAGAGAAAUGCUUCCCGAGGAGACGGCGGCUGGAGCGCGGGUUUUCGGGCUCGGAUGUGGAGCCGCGUCUCAGCGGGGCCGUAGGGGGGAGAGGAGAGAGCGACGAGGGCCUCGGUGCGGCGCCCAGGACGGUUUCACAGAAGGCCCCGAGGCGGAAACAGGCCCUCGAGGGCGCGCACGAGCCCCCACGAAAGGAGGCACGGUGCGGGAUGCGAACAGAGGAGAGCAGUGGAGACUCGAGUGGCGAGAGCAGCGGCAACAGUUCGGAGGACGACGUGGAAAUGAACUUGCUGCUGGACGGCGACGGCACCGACACCGUGCAGUUGUGGGCAGCGACCGGCAACGGUCUCCUGCGCGUCUGGCAGGUCCCCUCACUCAAGAACCGCGGGAGGCACCUCGCCCUGCUAGCGUCCCUCACGGAGACAGGCCAGUCCCUCCAGCUCGAAAACCCCUCGGAGGGUCCCGUCGACCCCGAGGAGACCCGCGCGCCUGCGGGCACGGGCGAGCCCGACAGCGAGGCGCGAGUUGGAGCCCAGAAGCCGAGCCGCGGUCGCGAGAGUUGGCGACGGGACGCCGAGGCGGUCGAGGGUGACGACGGGACCGGGUUGGCGGGCUCAGGUCGGAGCCGGAGGCCAGAGACGCCGCGACGGCAAACAGAGGCAGCGAGUCGCCGCGCCGUCAGACGCGCUCGAGGCCCACGAAGUGCGGGAGCGUCUCCGUCGCCCUCUCUCUUGACUUUCGCAUACCUCCAGCGUUUGGCCAGCCGCCCGACUGCGCCCUUUCCGUUCGGCGUCCCUUUCGUCUCGGCGCCUUCCGUCUCGCUGUCGUCUUCGUCCUGCUUCAUGAACCUCCUUCGACGCUUCGUCUCCCUUCCCUCCGUUUCAGGUUCUCCUGCCUGUGUGGUUCCGGGGUGGCAAGCUGCCUCUUUCCUAGCGUCUUGCUUCGAGCGGCUCUUGGGGGCGGAGGUGCGGCUCAUACCCACGUCUUGUGCGAGUUCUUGCUCGCCCUGGGCCGUGGCGACCCUUGCCGGCGGAGAACGCGGCGCGAGGGCCGGUGCGGCGGCGGGGCGCGAGCCUCGCGAGGCGCCCGCCAACGGGCCUUUCUUCGCACCCUGUGCCCCGCAGUCGGGCCGGGGGGAUCCGGGCGAGACGGCGGGUUUGCCGCUCGUUCUCGCGCGGCUGGGGAGCGACCCGUCGAAGCCGACGGUCGUCUUUUACUCGCACUACGACGUGGUGGGCGCAGAGGUGAACGGCGGCGAAGCGCGAGAGUUGCAGGCCUUGUGUGGGGCGUCUCCGCGCGAGACGGCGCGGCGAAAGGGCCCGGAGGGUCACGAGGCGGACGGAGACAGCGGCACAGGCGCCGCGGAGACUCUCUCCUCGUGGAGAAGCAAUCCAUGGAGUGUGUGGGGCGAGGAUGGCUACGUGUACGGUCGGGGCGUGAGCGACAACAAGGGCCCAAUUCUCUGCACGCUGUUUGCCGUUCGCGCGUUUGCCCGGCACCGACGGAGACGGAGACACCUGGCGGUGCGAACCGAAGAGAACAGAGACCGUCAGGAAGAGCGAAGGCGCGCGAGUGCACAGAACGGAGUGGGCCAGGCGACACGGGAGACAGACGGAGACACCGAAGGGACGAAGCGCGAGAGCGGGAACGGCACUCGAGAGAGAAAAUGCCGGACUGAGAAAGGCCUGCCGUUCAACUUUGUCUGGGUCUCUGAAGGCCGCGAAGAAAGCGGAAGUGGCGGGUUCGAAGACGCACUGAAGAAACACCUCAACUGGAUUGUCGGCACAAAAUUCUUCGUCAUAUGCACCAACAGCUACUGGAUCGACGACGUCCACCCCUGCCUCGUAUACGGAAUGCGCGGCGUGGUGGAUGCGCGAAUCGUGGUGAAGGGUGGAGGAGAGCAGACUGGGCAUCACUCGGGCGUCCACGGCGGGGCCGUGGCUGAGCCGCUCCAGGAGCUCCUGCAGGCGGUUUCGAGCCUCACGGACGUUCGCACGGGGCGUGUGCGCGUGCCGCACUUCUACGACGGAGUUUUGCCUCUCCCCGACGACGAAGUGUCUUCGCUUAUGAAAAUUCCCGUUGACGCCGCGGCCUAUGGAGCGUCGGUCAAGCAUGCCGGCCUCCGGAGCCGCGACGGGCCCACGCUUCUGCGGAAGAGGUGGCUAGAGCCGUGUUUGUCUGUCGUGAACAUCUCGUCUUCGGCGCAGUGUUUGGCCGACGGCGCAGCGGCCGUUCUGCCUGCCUCGUCUCUGGCGGAGUGGACAGGCAAGGCCGAGCCCUCACUGCAUGCACGCUGUGACCACGCCCACCCCGUCGCCCGAGAUGGCAGCGUUGCGCCUUCGGCGGGCGGCAACUUCCGCAUCAUUCCCUCCGCAGCCUUUUGCGACCUUUGCAUUCGCCUGGUCCCGUCGCAAAACCCAGUCGCGGUCUUUCUGGCCCUGAAGCGCUACGUCGAGGCGCUCUUCCGAGACAUGCAGUCGGAGCACCAGGUGUACGUACACCUGGUGGGCCACGGCCAAGGUUGGAAAACGAACAGACAAAGCCACAGCGCGAAAGAGCUCUUCUCGGCGGCUCACCAGGCCAUUCAAGAGUCCUGCCUCGUCGCUCUCGUGGGGUGCACUUUCCCCUUUUCAUCGCGCCCCACUGUCUUCCCGCGGGGUUCCGCAGAAGCGUCUCCGUUGUUGAUGGUCCCCGCUGUCAGCCGCGUUCGUGCGUCGUUUGCUUUCACUCUUUUUCCGGGGGGCUUUCCUCUCUUUUCCCAGAUUUGGGGCGUGGAGCCUCUUCACAUUCUCGAAGGCGGUUCAAUGCCGGUGAUCAAAGUCUUGACGGAUCUUCUGAUUCGGCACAGCGCCGUCUUGCGCUGCGCUUCCACGGCGUGCGCGAUCACUCCCAGUCUCCGGUCUUCCGGCUCUUCCUCCUUCGUGGGCGCCGACCAGGAGAGACACCCGAGCGAGCUGACUCUCGAAAAAACGUCGAGCAACCCGGGGAACGAGGGACAGAAGGAGACCGACGGAAAAGGCGAGAAGGCCGCGAACUUGGACGACGUCGUCGCCAUUCAGAUUCCCCUGGGGCAAGCCAGCGACAAUGCGCACUUGCCCAACGAACGAAUUCGCGUGAUCAACCUCUAUCGGGGUGCGAAGGUUUUGGAAAGAACGCUGGAUCUUCUGGCUCAACUGCAUCGGAGACAGUCGUUUUGA
This is a messenger RNA of Neospora caninum, 9534 nucleotides long. Its product is annotated as putative WD domain-containing protein. NCBI's taxonomy places the organism in Eukaryota, Apicomplexa, Conoidasida, Eucoccidiorida, Sarcocystidae. Gene Ontology annotation, molecular function: protein binding; peptidase activity. The coding region runs from base 1 to 9534 and encodes 3177 amino acids. The transcript has 9 exons. Gene Ontology annotation, biological process: proteolysis; glutathione catabolic process. The record is from RefSeq and is a predicted model, not a curated record.